Dermacentor silvarum is the source of this 11603-nucleotide messenger RNA. Its product is annotated as transmembrane protein 185A. The transcript has 7 exons. Bases 326 to 1369 code for a protein of 347 amino acids. The record is from RefSeq and is a predicted model, not a curated record. Lineage: Eukaryota; Metazoa; Arthropoda; Arachnida; Ixodida; Ixodidae.
GCAGUUUUUUUUUUCCCCGUCUGUUUUUGCUCGGGCGUACGAUAGCAAGCAAGCGAAAGGAGAGCCAGCAAUGCGUGUAAUUUAAAAGCAUUGUCAAGCAGUGAUGAUCGAAGAAUGUUGUUACAUAGUCUCGCGGAACCAUGUUCUUCAGCGUUGACCAUGACCGAAAAACUAGUAGCGCAUAUCGCUUGGCGACUUGCGUGGGCCUGCAUUGUGCGAUAAGUGAUCUCUGGAUGUAGGAAGUGCGAUAGACAAGUGAUUUUUUGUUAUCGCCACCUCACCGCAUGGCGUUCAAGUUGGUUCUUCGUGCCUCCAACCUGAUGUUAUGAACCUUCAAAGUCUCUUUGAAGACUUCAAUCCUAGUCGUUUUCUAGUUCACUGCUGCCUGCUAGCGUUCACGCUGCUCUUCUCGUUGAGGCUCGAUGGCGUCAUCUCGUGGAACUACUGGGUCGUGUUCCUUCCCCUUUGGAUCUGGAAGUUUAUGGUCAUCGUUGGAGCCGUGGUGGGCAGCUACGUGUGGUGGACGCACCCACAAUACAGGAAUGAAGGGGAUGGUCAGGUCCACUACCAGGCAAUGGUCAUCAGCCUGUUCCUGCAGCUGCUGCUCCUCGUCUUUGAGGUGCUUGCCUGCGACAACCUGCAGAAUGAUCGGCACCUCUGGACGCUCGUCUUUAUACCGCUCAUCUUCAUCUCGGUCCUCUCCAUUGCCGUGUGCAUCUGGGCAGUCAAGCACGACCGCUCCUUUGAGUUGGAGCUCUUCUGUUCUGUGAACGUGCUGCAGUUUAUAUUCCUGGCUCUCCAGUUGGACAAGUUCAUCCAAUGGAGCUGGGUGGUGGUGUUUGUGCCAUUGUGGAUCGUGAUGUGCCUGGCAGUGAUCGGGGUGCUUUAUGCGAUCAUCUUUGCGAGCAUCCUGUUGCGCACCCCUGAAGUGAGCCCCGAGCAACGACGCACUAGCCUACACUCGGCGGUCUCCUACAGCAUGAUCGUAGGCCCUCUUCUUGUGUUCCUAGUAUUGUUGUCAAAUAAACUGGACACGGAGGACAGCCUUGGCUACACGGAAACUUGCACGCCCCUCUAUUUCACGUUCCUUGUGCUCAUCUUCCUGUCCUUUGGAUCCAAAGGAGGAAACCAUUGGUGGUUUGGAAUCCGCAAGGACUUCUGCCAGUUCCUGUUGGGAGCCUGCCCACUGCUUCAGGAGUACGGCAACAUUUCCUACAGCCUGCACAACAACGAAGCUGACAGCCCACCCUCAAUGGAUGCUGUUGCUGCCUCAGAGGUCAAGUCGAUACCUCGGCAGCGUCCUCGAAGUUCGGUGCUUGCUGAACCUCGACCCAUUGUUGCGGCUCUCGCCAUAGACACACCAGACUGACAGCAUUCGUGGCAGACAGCUGUUAUUGUUUCUUGCCCUUUAACCAGAAAGCCUGCUGAGGCAAGUGGAUUACUUUGGUUGUGGCCCGUUAUGUUCCUCCACUUCCACACCAAGUUCAACAAAGAGAAAUGAAGGGCAGCCUCACGCAAUCUUUUUCAAACGCAGAAGACCAUAGAAAUAACAGCAUAGUUUCAUAGCUUAAAGGGGCACUGCAGAGACAUGCUAGAUUAGUUGACUGCAUAAGACAUUGCUGCAGCAAACUUCAAGGAGAGGCUAAAUUACUUCAUUAGGACUGCCUAAACUACUUCGUUAUGACUGCCAGAAUUACUUUGUUAUAACCAUUACUUUGUUAUAACUGUUGUCUACACUUAUGACCAACAUUGCUUGUCAUGGCGAGAGGAUUUGGGGUGUUAUCACAUGGUGAGCUGAAGCUGAUGUAAGAGCCUAACACAUGCCACCAAACAACUGCAUAAGAUUGUUUUCUGCCGCAUCUUCUCUAUUGGGAUGGGUGCUUCUCUAAAUGCAGCUGUCAACAGUAGUUCGUCUUGGUCAUCUUGGUGCGCGAACUAACGGCGCAACAGGUCUGCGAAGUGCAGAGCUUGCAAAGCUCUCUCGCAGCACAUGCUCUGCCGUCUGGCCAUGACCAUGGCAAACUGGGGCGUGAUCGGAAAUCUUUGUUCGUUUCGCGUUCUGCUUAGUUGCUGCGACAUCACAAAGUGGCAGUAUGCAAAAUUUUUUGAGAACGGGAGGGAGAGAGCAGCCAAUCGGCAAGUGGUAAACCAUUCCGUAGCUGCAGCCGUCGUUCGGAUCCAAUCUAAUCCAUGAGAAGUGCCAUGCGAAGCCGGUCUUGUAGCGAGCGAAUGAUCGCUCGAACUUAACAUCUCUUGUCGCGUUCUGCUCCUAGCAGAUGACGUGCUCAUGAUCAAAAUGACUGACAGGAGCGUGUCGUCAUUUUGACGUCACAAAAGGACGAACUUCCCGGACGACGAACGUCUGGGAGUUCGUCGCUUGCCAAUUGGCUGCUCGCUCCCUCCCAUUGUCACAAAUUUUGCAUACUGCCACUUUGUGACGUUGCAGCAACUGAACAGAAUGCAAAACAAACAAAGAUCUCUGAUCGCGCCCCCGCUGUGUGCAUACCGUUAAGGUAAAGGGUCCGCAUCUUUGCAUCCUGCUCUCGAGUCAUCGGCAAUUGCUAGGCUUAUAUGCAUUUCAUGAGUGGUGGAGUGCUGCAGGUUUCUGAUUUUGUACACUGCUUGUUGCUUUCAAGCACCAGAAAGGCAUUUCAACAAAGGCAUGGCGUGUUAUGUGCACAGUGCACAAGAGAAUGUAGGAGUGGCUGUGAGUUCGCAGCAGCUUUAGAAUGUGGGAGUGGCUGCCGACUUGGCAGCAUGGCCGGAUUGGCAUGUUCUUGAAAUGCCGCAAUGGCUGAUUUACUAACUGCACAAUACAGUAUCAGGUUUCUGCCUAAUCAGCACGAAUAAGAUCAAGUCUUUGUUCCGAGCUUUAAAGCGUUUGUUCUAUCCAUUUCUAGGACAUUUUUGCUUCGUUAAAGAGAGGUUUCAAAAGCAAGGGUUUCUAUGUGAAAGGAUUCGCAAUUACUUUGUUAUAUCUGUUAGUUUCAGAUCCAACCUGAAUCUAACCUGUCUUAUAGUGAGGUUUGACUGUAGUUACUGUGGCUGGAGGCUUUAUUAGUCAAUCAGUCGACACCACUUUUGAAGUUCUAACUACAGGUUGUCUCAUGUCAUAGGCUUCACCAAGGUCAAUUAGCAGCUUAAAAAGGAAAAAAAUAUAUAUACUUUUUUUUUAGAUAAUAAACAAGAACUUAACUGAAUAGCUUUUUGCAGAUAUUGCCACUGUAAUUAGGGGCACAAACAUGUAGAAAUGCAACAAUAUUUGUGGUGCCAAGAGGAUGGAUUAUUCAAGGAGGGGAAAGCUUGCCUUUAUUUGUGCUCCUAACUGUAAAUCUUUAACUGCCAAAGAAAUACAGAAGGAGUUUUGAAAGACUAAUCCUUCAGCAUUUAUCUUCGGUAUCUCUUUAAACAAAGGAAAUUGAGUGGUGCAUAUAACUGUGGUGUUCACAACCAACACAGUGUACAUCUGAAUCACGGGCGACAUGCUGAUACUAUACAAGAUUACAUUUUUUUUUUACUUACUUGGUCUGAACCGACAUGAAUAUGUGGAAAUUGAUUGCUGGCCAAGUGUUGGAAGGUUUACAUAGGGUCCUCUCGACUAUGCAGUCGACUUUUCUUAAUUCCUGCUGACGGGACUGACGAAAUUGAUCGGAUUAUCCUGUGGGUAGAAUUAAACAAGAUGCAUAAAAAUGUUGAAACACACUGCUAAUUCAUUUGGUAGUAGUAUUUGCGUGAUUCUAACACGCCCAAAAAUGACACAUGGGCCCACUUUCUAUGUGUCCAAAGUAGAAAAGUAAUGUAGAAAUGACAUUAAAGCUUAAACAAAGUAGAAAUCUAAUGUGCACCCGAUCUUUUAGCACUAAAAAUGGGGAAGGCUCUAGUAUGUGUUGCAUUAUCACGACCGGUUUCCUAAGGUCAGCUUUGCUGCACAUAUUUUUUUUUUUUUAACGUCAGAUUCGCCGCAAUACAUUCGUGUUAGGCUGGGCUAGAUGGAGUGAAAAACCGGCAUCAAAGCGAUAAACUUUGGCAGGCGGCAAAUGGCCAACUCCCGGCGUCCAACAAUUUGGUGCCCGCCAUCGAUCUGGCUCGACUGGAAAAACUUCGCCCGGCGAGCUUCGCUGCCGGAAGCAGUGAGCGCACCUCAUGUUCUUGUCAGACGUCGUGACGAGCAAUUUCCCUCCGUCUUCCGGUGGCUGGAUGUGAAGCGUCGCAAGUUUUUGUACGUUUUUCUCUUUUCUCUAGUGACGCCAGCGGAGUAUCCAUCGCGCGGCCGAGUGCCUUGAGGGAAAAAAAAAGGGACAAGGGAUUAUAGUUAAAAGUCGACUGUGCCUGGCUUUCAGGCUGUUUGCAUCUCUGUGGCCCAGACGGUGCACAAAAUGCCUGGCGGCAUCAAGAACAAGAGCCACUGACAGGCCCAUUUCACACCAAAUUUCAAUAACGCUAUCCUCUCCGGCUGCAGCACUAGACACCUGUUGUUGAAGGAAGCUUUCAGGAACUGACACCAAAGUGAACAUGUAUCAUCACGAUGUGUUUUUAUACAAGAAAGUGAAGAACUAACAUCACUGUUAGAGAACAACAUCUUCUGCAACGUCUGUGCUGUGCCGCCGCGUCUAUUUCUGCCAUGCGAAGUUAACUCUAUAUGUUGACUCCAUGUAGCCUGGCCUUUAUGUGAUAAACAUACAAACACCGCGAAGGGGUUUUGGUUUCGCGUCUGCUUCUCGAAAAAAAAGAAAAAAAAAGGUGUGUGUUAGAAUCAGGCACAUACCGUAAUAAGAAAUUGUGAGCUACGGUCAUUGCUUGAAAAUCUUUCUAGGGCAGGCCGGAAAUAGGUGUUAUUAAUGGGAAAUUGGACUUGAUUUCAAUGCAUUCACUGUCCCCAAGCUCCACCAAAACAGACGCUGCCACUAAAGCCCGGAAUACAUGGAGCGAACUUUCUCGACGAACUUCACGCGUCAAGUAACGACCCGGCGACACGACGCAGGAUGUUCGCUGUGUCGCGAUACAUGCGGCGAACGCCGCCGCGCGUUAGCCACCGUGUUGGCGGCGGUCGCCCGCUUCGAACUGAAUUUGGCGUUGUUCUUGUAGAAUUCACUUUGUUGGUAGCAAAUGACUGCGUAAACGGCUUUCGCUUAGUCUCAGGCCGCUUCGACGACAGAGUAUUAUAGAUAACCUUGAGUAGUUUUCCAGAUCGCUUCUCGUUUCGAACGUGUCUAAGCCUAACGAAAGAAAUAUCCGAUGCCAGCGCCAUCUAUCGGGGAAGUCGGGAGAUAGGCGUGACGACAGCAUGCGGCCUCUGAGAUCAGAAGAUUUCUGUUGAAGGUUGUUGUAGAGAGCUUGCACUUCUUGUCUGUUUCCCCGCAGAUCAGUGGAUGUGGGAUGUACAAAUACAACGCGAUUCCUGAGAGAUCACACUGGAAACUACUCAAUCGGUGUAGAGACAUGCAGACACGGCAACACCAACGCGAUUGCAGACGACACGAAAAGGCGCACGCGCGAAACACCAGCAUGCAUUGCGACCGGAACUAGUGCCUCCUGAUUGGCUGUUGUCCACCGCUGCGAGCUAGACGCUUCCGGCGGCGCCGUUCGCCUGACCAAAAUGUCUGGACAGGCAGAUCGGCUGCGGACGGCAAAUUUCUUGACGCCGGUCGUCGUACGUUCGCCGCUCGACGAAGUUCGUCGCUCGGACGAACUUCGCUCCAUGUAUUCCGGCCUUAAAGGGGCCUUUAUGGGGGGUCACUAUAGGGGUUAGGCAAGUGCAUGCUGACUGGUCAAGUUCGAAUUGUCCCUUGAAGGCUAAUUUUAGGAUUGAAAUAAGAAAAGCUUGGGCUCCUAGAAAUGCAUGGGUGCCAGCCAGGACCUUCAGUUGGGAUCAAAUUAACUGAAAAAUUGAAUUAACCUUAGUCGAAUUAACGGAAGUCUACUGUAUCUUCUUUGUGGUUUUCUUUUCCUCCUUGCUUGGUAGUUUGCUGCAUGCACUAUGUACUUAUCAUUUGUGCAGCACCUUGUGUUUCUGACCUGUUGAGGAAGUUUUUGUGUGAGCUUGCAGACUUUUGCAAAGCUGGGCCCUGUGUGCAUGUAGCAUCUCGUAUGCUGUAGCUGUUGAGAGGAAGUGUUAGCUUGGGGCCAACUCUGAUUUUCUUAUUCAAAUGCAUGUUGAAUGUGGUUGGCUCCAACUUGAGAGCCACUGAACUGAUCUGAAUCAGAUAUGUUGAAUUUGAGGUUAAGAGAGCAAACAAAAUUUUAAUAAUGCCUCAGUGUUGCAGAAAUUGCUGAGUACCAGUUCAAGAAAAAUUAAGUGCAAAGUUUGCAGUUUUGUGCCUCUGCCCUAAAGAUGGCAAUCACAGUUCUUUGAACUGUAUCUGUUAGAUUGUUUAAAGGGACAUUAAAGGCAACUAUUAAGUCGACGUGAACUUUUAAAAUGUCAUUCCACAAACCUCGCAGCGCUUGUGUUGUGCCAAGAAAAGACAUGGUUUACAAGAAGAUCGUGUCUGAAGCGUCCGCAUACCUUUAGCAUAAUUCAAAUCGCCCACCCCUGAGUGGGUUGUGGUGGCGUUGCAUAAGCCAUCACCGCCCUUUACAUCCGUUGGUGAGUAAAAUGGCACAGACGGCGCAACAUUUUUUUUUUUGUGCGAAAUGCAAACGUGCGGCCAUGGAGAAACCCAGCGAAGACAGUUGGAUUUGCCGCUGCAGCUGUUCUUAGUGGCGUGGAUUGUUCCGGUAUCCCGCAACAUCACAUGGACGUGGCAUUCUCUGCUAAUUGUAGUUUGUGUGAGUUUUGCGAGUCAGCAAAACCAGCACAGCACUACGCGAUAACGGAACUACUGAAACGCAAAAGUGCGGGCGGUGCAGAGUGGAGGAAACGAAACAUUUUGACCGCCCGUGUUGUUGUCAAGGGUAAUAUCAAGAGUUCUUUAUACUAAAUAUUUACCGUAUUUUCCUGUGUAUAAGACACUUUUUUUUCUGAAUUUUUCAUCGGUGCGUCUUAUAGAACGGUGCGACUUAUGUACGUUUUUUUUUUUUUUUUCGGAAGAACUGCCGUCAAAAUCGGAUUCGAUGUUACGGCCACGCGAAGCGCGCUGGUUGACUUAAUUGCUACGGGUUUUGUGCGCGCUAUCGAGGUACCGGGUUCUUCUCGUGAUCAAGUUGCCGAGCGCCGUGCGAGAAGGACGGAGCAGCAACACAAGCGGCGGCAGACCUACCGCGAGUCGAUCGUCGCAUCUGCAGAUUGCUGUCAAGAUAUGGCGCGCACCGCUGCGCAAACUACGCAGUUGCUACCAGAGUACAAACCGUCGCUCUGACCACUGACAAAGCGCGAUAAGCACGAAAAGGCAUUAGCACCGGAAAGGCAUCGCUACAAAAUACCGGCCCAGGUGCGUCUUAUACACCGGUGCGACUUAUAUGCGUUUUUUUUUUAGGGGGGGGGGGGGGUAACUACUGUUUUGAGGGGGGUGCGUGUUAUACAAAGGUGCGACUUAUAGACCGAUAAAUACGGUAAUACAACUGGACAAGUAGCAUUUUUUUUUGUCUUAUAAUGAAUACAUUAAUCUUUUUCUUACGAGUCGUUGAUUACUAGUGACAAAAUUAUAAUGAGUUCCUUCAUCAUCGAGCUAAUACUCAAAUGUGCUGGGGCAAAUCUCUAACCGCUUCCUGCAUUUACCUUAAUUUCUCGAUUAUUAAAGCUCUGUUCACGAUAAUAUUGACGCGUUAGAUGUUCUCGAGCAAUAAUCUACCACUUUAGCUUGACUUAAUAUUUGCCUUUAGUGUCCCUUUAAAGCAGCAAGUAUUAACCGAGUGAGAAGGCCAACUGAAGUUAUGAACCGGACACUCAUGGGCUGGCCGCAGCGCCUUCAAGCUUGUUUUCAGUUAAACCUUGAGCUUACAAGCAUGUGGGGCACUGUUGAUGCCUGGGGAUAUAAAGUAACAAUUCUAUUCCAGUCCUGCUUCAUGUAAGCCCCAUUUUAUUCUUCAUCAGCGGCUGGUCUGGUGCAAAAUAAAUAGUAUGUACCACUAUUAUUGCCAGGACUAGCCAACUGACUCAUCGCAAGUGAAAGAAAGAAUAGAAUUGAAGUGGGUCGGUUGGCAAGGCGGGAAUUGCUAUGUAAUGUGAUUUGAGCACAUUGAAAGACGGAGUUGCUGAGGUUUGGUGAAAGGAGGGAGGAGAGAUGGGGUCUUACGCUUAAUUUCUACACACUGUCGCUUACAUUUUGCAUUGUUGCUGUUGGUUGCAUGCAAGUAUAUACUCUCCCCGGAACAGUCAGUGGUUGAAAUUGAUACUCAUUGGUUCUCAAAGAAGGUUGCAUAUCCAUUCGAAAGAUGCCAUGUCUGAGGUAAUGAGAUUUAAAAUUGAGGCUAUAUUUCUAAUCUAUCACUUGUGGAAUUAGUGUCACUUUCAGAGAGACCCCAUCUGGACAAGCAGUGGAAGUGGGUGUAAUGAAAAGAAGUCGUGGGUGGGCACGUUUUUUGGCAGUAUUAUUUUCACAGUGGGUAGUUGAGUGCGUUUACUAGGUGGGUGGCAGGAAUGUUGUGAUGUUAAAGGAAGGAAGGUGAUUUGGUGAUACAGUGAAGCAUAAGGUUGCAAGUUGUGUGAAAGUGAAGGUGUCACUGUAGGUGGCCUGUCGAAAAAAUAUGUCCCCAGGCAAGCGUAGAAUAUAGUAAGUGUACCUUUAUUUGUUUGGGAGGAAGACGAUUAUGAGAUGAGUGCCUAAUUAUUGGUAAAAAAAAACUUUUUUUUUUUUUUACAGAGCUCAUCAUAUGGAAGGGCUAUGUUAUUCGCAAGUUGAAUGAACAAUCUGUGGGGUCAUGAAAGAAGUAGGCGAAUUUUCAUGGCAAUUUGUUAGAAAAAAAAAAGAGAAAAAUCUGCAAUUGGCUUACUUGUUGGUAGUGAAUCAUCAUUUGGAACUUAGUAACAGCAUCAAGUCUUUAAGCUUUCGCACACUUUUUGUGCACUGAUUUUUGUUUUUUGGCUCACCUUACAAUUCUCCUAAAACGCCUUUGCACUUUCUGUAGUUUUGGAGAGUAAGUUAGCACUCUGUACACUAUUUGCUAGGGGUGUGCGAAUAGUGAUCUUUAAGACCAAAUCGAAUACGAAUCGAAUAGUGCCUUAAGCUAAAUGAAUCGAAUAUCGAAUACUAGUUGAAUAGUUUUUGAAUAAUGAACAGCUGUUAUCACAAAUAAUAUAAAACGAUGUUCACAUCUCAGUAUUCUUCAAAUUGGCAAGUGUCUGUCAUUACAUAGUACAUUAUUGUUUAUUAAAAGUACAAAUGGAGCAUUAGAAGUGAACAAGUAGUUUCUUCGCAUGCACAGGACUCUUCAGAGAGUGAGAAUGAUUGCUGUACAGCCUGUAAAGUAUGGCUACCUAAGUAACGUAGCCUGCUCCACUAUGCAAGUUGUCAUGUUUUGUGUGUAUACUAUGCCCGCGGUGGUAAAUGUUUACUGUACUUUCGCUCCAAUUUUAUGUUUAUUUGGGUGCAGUUAAUGUUUUGAAAUAUUCGGAAAGUAUUGGAAAAAUAUUCGCAUUUGCGAAUAGUGACUAUUCGAUGGGAAGACCAAAUCGAAUAGGACACUAUUCAAUUCGUUAUUCGAAAAUUAUGAAUAUUCGCAUACCCCUACUAUUUGCCUCUGCUGUGCUGCCAGGUUAACCUGCUUGCCAUGAGAGAACAAAUAGCAAGGAUGGGGACUUACUAUGUCCACGUGCUCAGUGCUAGACAAUGUGAACUUUUUCUUUAAACCCCAUGUACUGCCCAAUGCCCCAUUCACACAGCCGUUUGUUGCUCUGUCUCAUCACUGUCAUAGUACUGGUUUCCAUGCUGAAUUCAUGAAAAAAAAGAAAGAAAUGCUGCCUACCUGUGACAUGAGCUGGUGCUCAAUGCUUAUGUAUCUGCUGCAGUGACAGUUUUGGGCACUAUCAAAAGCCAGCCAUUUCCAGAACUCGUGGGUCCUUGCACUCUUUGGCUGUAGGUUGUGAUGAGAAUUUAUCCGAAGGGCCCACUUACAACUAAUCUAUUGUACUGGCUCUUAAAUGCAGUUUUUAUUUUUUGUUAUUUUAUUUACUUUGUGGCUUCAGAAACUAUUACUCACAAUUUGCUAAAACAAAAGGCCAAACCUAUCCAGUUAUUGCUAGGUGAAUGGGGAUUCUCCCAAGAGAACUCCACAGAAGAGUGUGGCAACAGAUGCGGCUGCCCAUUGGCUGCACCUGCUAACAGAACAGUGGCCCGUUUCCAAGAUGGUUUUUUUUUUUUUUUUUGAUGUUGCAGUGGUGUGAGGAAACACAAGAUGGAUGUUUGAAUGAGGCCUCGUUCUGCAUGUUUGUUAUCCUGAUUCUUAGUAUUGGCAAAGAACCUUUAAUAGAAGGUUACCACGUGUAGAUGUACAAAUGCCAUGUCCCCAGCUGACACAAUGUCUUUUAGAUAAGACUUUCCUUUCUGUCAAACAAGUUCCUGUUCAGUGCAGCUGAGAGCUCCGUGCAAAUAUUUUGUGAAAUUGAAAAGAAAUGCUGCAUUUUUCAGGCAUUUAGAAGCAAUUGCUGGAAAUGUGUUUGAGAUACUGUCUUUUAUUGAGACAGUGUUCUCUUUUUGUGUUGUGUUACCACUGUGUAGUGUCAGGAGUUAUUGGUCUUUAAGGCAUGGUGUUUAAGUCAAUGAUUGAUAUGCAACUCGCAUGUAUAUAAACAUGGGAAAGCAAUGUGCUUUGCAUUGAAAUCAUGUUAUCAGCACAUGAGUAGACGUUAUCAGCACUACAGACGUUAUCAAUAAGCACAUGAGAAGUACCCGUGCCUUACCGAGUUUCCUAUCAAGGCGUGGAAUUUGGGCGCGGAACAAACUCUGGCAAAGUGGCAUCGAAGCAAUGGUCUUUCCUGCGACGGAACUGUGGCAGUCUUGGGCUUGACCUUGAGGAAGAUUUAAGUGUUACUGUGUGACAGCCAUUAUUAUCUUCGUUCUCUUUGUUAUUUAACUCUUGGAAUGUUGUUAAUGUUGAAUCCCUGAGCUUUCCCUUGUAUCGUGUAAACAUAGUGUGUUGUUCUUUUAGUGUUGUGAGAGUGUUUCAUGUGCUACUAUUGUUUUUAUGACUGAAAACAUUUUUUUGCUGUUUGUUUCGUUGAUGCUGGUUUGAUCAGCUGACGACUAUGCAUAUCACUACACUGACUACCCUCUCCCCAGCGUUUUUCUCGUUUUCAUCAGGCUUGAACAUUGCUAUGCAUUUCUACACCUAGAAUUUAUGAUUCUUGGUUUGUCUUCCUGCACCUGCAUUGAGCGUAGCUGCGAAUGAUGCAUUUAUGCAGCACCCGCUUUAGACAAUGUCUCAAGAUUGUGUCUAGCAUGUGUUUUUGUACCAUUUUGCCGUGUCGAGCAGUAAAUUGUCUGAAAAACAGGGAAGCAAUACUGGAAGUCACAGAUACCUGUACACAUGUAGAAGAGGCGGAUAAAUUAUUAAUUUGCCUAGAAAUAAUUUUUAUUAGCGGUACUUUGAUGCAGUUAGGCCGAACUGGCAAUAAAGAUGGCCACACACUGCAAACGCAAAUCCCCCUGACUGGGUGAUUUAAAAUGCAAAUCUGUAUUUUACCAUACUGGAGCACAAAGAAUAAAAAAAGAAAUGUUAUGUCACAU